This is a messenger RNA of Nanorana parkeri, 3346 nucleotides long. It is a transcript of the gene PDE4DIP, whose product is annotated as phosphodiesterase 4D interacting protein. The record is from RefSeq and is a predicted model, not a curated record. Gene Ontology annotation, molecular function: zinc ion binding. NCBI's taxonomy places the organism in Eukaryota, Metazoa, Chordata, Amphibia, Anura, Dicroglossidae. The coding region runs from base 22 to 3150 and encodes 1042 amino acids. The transcript is spliced from 16 exons. Gene Ontology annotation, cellular component: nucleus.
UUACACUUAUUAUUGGACUUGAUGAUGAAGGAUAUUUGUCGAAUUUGUGGAAGGGAGCUUUGUGGAAAUCAACGAAGAUGGAUUUUUCAUACAGCUACCAAGCUAAAUCUUCAGGUUCUAUUAACUCAUGUUUUGGGUAAGGAGAUUUUACGUGACGGUCAAGCUGAGUUUGUCUGCAGUAAAUGUGCAUUCAUGCUGGAACGGUUUUUCAGAUUUGACACUGUGAUUGCACGGAUUGAAGCUCUCUCCAUUGAGAAAUUACAGAAACUAAUUUCUGAGAAGGAUAGGCUUAAACAUUGUCUUACUAGUAUCUAUAGAAAGAACAACAAUGAAGAUGGUCAAGAGGCCAAAUCUGUGCACAGCACAAUCAAGACCUUAAACCGCGCCGAUAUCCAAUGCUCAUAUUCUGCUCUUUUACAAGAAGACUUUGCAUAUUCUGGUUCUGAAUACUGGACAGAAUUGGAAGACUAUGGCCAAGCAAUACAGAAUUGUUCCCAUACUGUGGGUUCUGGAACUCUUCCACGAAAAUGCCAUUUUUGUUCCUCUUUAAGAGUAGCUGAUGCUGACUAUGAGGCAGUUUGUAAAGUACCAAGAAGGAUUGUCCAGAAUAUUGCUUGUGGGAAUUUUUCCAUGGGCACUAGCACAUUAUCAGACUGCGAGGGUGCAAAUGUCAACAUAUUAGACAGAGAUGGAUUGGAUAGAUUACCAUCUGACCAUUCGGUUGAAUCUCCUACUGAAACCAAAGAUCCAGCCUUCGGUAUGCAAGAAGCUGAGGAAAAAAUCAAUCUAAGCAUAGGAAAUAAAUUAGAAGUUGUGCUUAGUCUUGCUAAAAUGUUAUACUACAGACCUGUUCAGAGCCCAAGGGGAAGUAAAAUACCUAUAAAAAACAGUAUGGCGUUGAAGUCAAACAACAUUCUUAACACCUGUGACACCAGUAUUUCAAACACAGUGACUGGUUUCCUGGAUAGCACUAUGGACUAUUCUAAGGUGUCUGAUGACUUCAUGAUAACUGAUCUUUAUGUCCUGUGGCAAAACAUCUAUGAAGACUAUAUUCCACUUCACUCCCAGAAUCUUGUUGACAAAAAAAAUCGGGAUACUAACCAGUAUGGAGCUUUACUUGAGAAACAGGUUUCCAUGCUGCAGAACGCUGAAGUGGAGAUUCAAUCUCUUAAGGAAAAAUUACAAGAGUCUCAAGACACCAUUGAGAUGCUGCAGGAUGCUCAGCGGCAGUUGACUGCUAAGAAGAACAGUGAGCAAGAGGUAGUACAGGAUCAAGAACGUAUCCUGCAGUGUUUAAGGGAGACUCUCCAGAGUAAAGACCAAGAGGUGGUGGAAUUAUAUCAAAUAAUAAGCAAUCACGAGGAUACCAUUGCUAAACUGCAGGAUAUGCUUCUGAAAAGUCAGAGUGAGCAUUUACAAUUUUUUCAGGUAAUGCCGACACAGCUGGACUUUUUAGACCUGCAAAACACAUUGCUUCUAACUCAGAUGGAACUUCAAAAAAAACAGAUGGCACUUACACAGAAAGGACAUCAACUAACUGAUGCUAAAAGGUUUCAGCAGUUGCUAGAAGUUCAAUUAUUAGAGGGAAAACAGCAGAAGGAAACUACAUGGAAACAUAACCAGGAACUGCACAGAGCUUUGCGUAAAAUACAAAAAGAACUGCAGGAGAAGAACCAAUACCUUAAACAUGUAGAAGAAGAGAAAUGCACAAAACUAGCAGCUCAGGAACAGAGUAUCCAGAAACUAAAAGAAACUGUGUCAAAGAAAGACCAGAUGUUACAAGAAUACAUGGAUGUAUUAAGCUAUAAACAGAGCUUGAAAGAAAUUCCAGGUGGUAAUGAACAUACUCUGGAAAAAUUACGGCAGAGAAUCAGAGACCGAGAUACUGCUUUAGAGCUGGCAGUGGAAAGCAAAUUCUUUGCUCUUGAAGACAAAGAGAAUGAGGUGCAUCAGCUAAAACGGAUUAUACGGGAGAGAGAGCAAGACAUAGAAAGGCUGACUAACGUUCUUUCUGGAAAUGAAGAAACAAUAAAUAGUUUGGACAAUCUUGUGAAAGCCAAGGAUUUGGAACUGGAACAAAUCUCUGUUGCUUACAAAGACCUGCAAUGGUUAAAACAGGAAACAGAGGAAAAAUACAGAUGUUCUCUGAGUGAGAAGGAGUCCGUAAUACUGCAGUUGCAGAGAUCUUUUCAAGAGAAGGAAAAGGAGUCUGAGGAGUUGACGACUUGCUUUCUUGCAAACUCAAAUACUGGCAAUGCUGAGAUAAUAGAAGAGCUUACAAAAUGUUUACAGCGGAAGGAAGAAAUGCUACAGGGUGCUGUAUUAGCUCAAAAACAACAAGCUGAAGACCACAUGAAAGAGAUGAUGGAAAUGCUGACCAUUGCCUUUACACAGAGUCCCUCAGUUCACACUGCCCCGAUCUACAUUAAAAACAUGGAUGCCAAGGAUAAUUCAAAUGUCUGGUUACCUGAUGGGUCUGUUUUCUAUUUAAAAGAGAGUGAAAACGAAAGAACAGAAAGCCUAAGGACAGAUCUUGUUAGAGCUCAAGAAGACUUAAGAAUUGUAUUAAGAAAAAUGAGAGAGUAUCAGUUGGAAGUGUCUGCCCUACAAUCUAUCAUCAUGAAGCAAAACGAACAACUGCGGGAUCAAGCCACCGAUAUAGACACUUGCACUAGAAACAUUCAGAUUAAAGAAGAUCUAAUUAAGGACCUUCAAACGAACUUGGAUGAUAGAGGGGACAAACCAGUUGUGGAGCUUCUUAACCAGCACAUUUUCAGUCCAAACAAGAAAAUGACCUCCAUGUACUGUACCUACCAGGAAAAACUUAGACACACUCAAAAGGUGUCUACACUCUGGAAGUUACUUGAAGAACUCAUUGCAAACAAAACAAGACUAAGUGAGGUACUACAAACUGAGAAGCAGAUUUAUAGCUGCUUAAUUAAAAGUCACACCGACUGUGACAGUGUUAGUUUCAGUUCCAAAAUUCUCAAUGAGCUUCUGGCUGUACAGGCACUGAGGAGUCAGCUUGAAGAAACCUUGAUGAGAACAAUCGAACAACUAGUUUCCAUGCAGUCGGAAGACAUAUUUGUAUCUGGUUUUGGAGGUGGGGAAACAGAGUGUUUGAACUUUCGUAUGAAGCAUGACAACUAAUACCAGAUUGUUUGCACUGCUUUUUUUAACUGGAGUGAAUUGUGUUGCUUAACUUUCCCAUAGAAACUUAACUAACAAGUCUGCUGAUUGAAAUAAAGUGCAUAAUUUAUUGCUAACUUAAGCUGACCAAUUUUAUGUUAGAUAUUAUUUAUUUUAGCUUUCCUCAUAAUACAUAUAAUUUAAUACAUUUAGAUGA